AGAAAAUGACUAUGAUAAAUAGUCGGCCCGAGCUUAUGAAUUUGUCCUUCUCGGGUUGUGGAUUCCUUUGUGUUUACCACGCUGGAGUCGCCGCCGCAAUCAAAGAAUAUGCACCAGAACUACUUCAAAAUAAGAUUCUCGGAGCGUCAGCCGGCUCGAUCGUUGCCUGUGGUCUCAUCACAGGUGUUUGCAUAUCCCACGCAACCAGCACGAUACUCAAAGUUGUCAGUCAAGCCAGAUCAAGGACGUUUGGGCCAUUACAUCCAGAAUUUAAUCUGUUAGGAAUAGUUCGAGACGAGCUGGAGGUCAUCUUACCACCAAACGCUUAUGAAAUGUGCACCGGACGUCUGGUUAUCUCGCUAACACGGUGGAGUGACCAUGAAAAUGUAAUAAUUGAUGAAUACCGUUCGAAUGCUGAUCUCAUUGAUGCAAUUAUGUGUUCGUGCUUUAUCCCACUAUAUUGCGGAAUUACGCCUCCGAAAUUCCGUGGUGUACAGUAUAUUGAUGGUGGAGUGUCGGAUAAUCAGCCAAUCUACGACGAGCACACAGUUACCGUAUCCCCAUUUUCUGGAGAAUCAGACAUUUGCCCACCAGACUGGGACAGUGGAAGCAUGCUUGGAGUGGACUUCAACGGAACUUCAAUUAGAUUUACAACUAGAAAUAUGUUCAGACUUAUGGCUUGUCUCUGGCCUAGAUCGACCGAUGAUUUAUCGAGAAUGUGUUUGCAAGGAUUUGGAGACGCUUUGAGAUUUCUGACCAAAUGUGGAUUGGCUCCAUGCAUACGUUGUCUCACAAUUCAAACGAUUGAUGCAAAUGAGCCAGCAGGGCGAGUUUCGUCUGAAUGCUUUUCAGAGAAUGAUGAUGCGAAGAAGGUUACGCACGUCGCUGUUCCCCGAAUGAAGAAACGUGCGAGUGCAAAUGCUUUGAACAGCUUCCGUACUCGUGGCGAAUCAGAGUGUGAGACGUGUGGUGACAGUGAUAUUCCACUCGAGGAAGUCAAUAUUCAAAGCUUCUUCCCAAGUAUCAUGAAGAAACCAUUCGAAGACGCAGUUGCUGCAGAACGUUCAGUAUUCCAGUAUAUGAUGUCAUUCCGACUCGUUCGAUAUGCUACCACUGCAAUGGGAAUCUCGAAAUUCCCAUUCGACAUGGCACUUGCAUUUGUCAAAAAGUUGGUGAAAUGUGAACCAGCCGAUUUGGCUAUACUCACAGCUUUCUUUGCCAGAGUUCAUCAAUAUUUGGAUAUGGUCAGCCCACCACGCUGGAUUAUGCUCAAAUUCCGCGGUUUGGCAGAUUUCAUUCUCGGCGAAGUUGAAAAGCAGAAAUCGAGAUACACAAACUUCUCCUGUCUGGUUGCUGUCGCUGAAACUGACAGCUUCGGAUCCGUGCUCGCAUCGUCCACAAUGGAAAAAGAGGAGCAUAAGGAGAUUGAGUUGAGUGAAGAUGCCAAGAAAGAGAUGAUCCUUUUACGUGAACGAGAUCGCCGAAGAAAGUUGCUCAAGAAAGCUGGAAAGAUUACUCCGAACAACUCAGAGAAUCAAUUUGAUGAAACAAGUGUUUAUGACGUGGAUUCAUUUGAACAUGUCAUUGAUUUCACGAAAAGUCAUGAAGCACUUUAUGAAUUCCAUUAUCGUGAUGAGAAUCAAGUCAUGAAAACGUUUGGAUUGUUCACUGAUAGCCAACAACGGCCAUAUUCAUCAGCAUCACAACAUCAGCAUCAUCAUACAAAAAGCCUCGGAGGUACUAGCCGACUUGUUCAUGUUCCAGAGGAAGACGAAGAUGCUCCAUUAUCCGCAGUUUCCGCUCCUGCGGUUAUCUUCCACGGAGGGCAGGAAAUUGUAGAACUUGGUGAAUCGGAUAAGGAUUCUGGAUUAUCUGGAAUUGAUACAAAAAGAAAGGUGCCGGAUGAACCGACUACAAGUAAACGUGAUGCAUGUUGCUCUCCAGUUCGCGAAUUUGAUGAUCAACAACAUCAAUUCACAUCAUCCCAGCCACCUCAACCAGCCGAAUCUUCUCCGCGAAGAUUUGAAAAGGGACGAAGCGGUCAACGUCGAUACAUUCGUGAUACUAUUGAUUCAAGGAAGCCUUCCAAAAAGUCAUCAAUGACUGCGGCUGUAUCUGUUCCAACUAUGUCAUCGGAUUCCGAAGGAGUAGACGGAACCGAGAAGCUGUUUCUGCCAUCGAGGAAGGCAUGGCGAGCCAGCAGCGAUUUUGAGAAUAAGGAUUCGUCCAAUAAACAAAGUGACACGACGACAACUGCUUGAAUCUGAUAUUGAAUUUUAUGUGUCAUUUAUGAAUCCUGUGACCCAUCUACUCUUUUCCCAUUUUUUGUUCAUUUUGUACCGAUUUAUGUAUAUUUUUGUACACUUGUUUGGUAGGGAUUAUGGAUUCUAAAUCCAAAUUUACCAAUAACCCUUACCUCUUUCGUUUUUUUUCUCAGUGCCCACGGGUUGGAAUUCAUCCAACAGUCAACCAAAAAUUCUGAAUUAUUUCGUUGUUCGUUCUUUAAUAUUGUGCUUUUGGUUUUUUGCUCUCCCCGAACCCCCACACCUCCCAAUGUCGCCUUAAACUAUUAAUAUACCUGUCGCUGCCGCAUUUAUAACGUUUUUUUGAAACUAAAUAAAUUGAAAAAAGUUC
Caenorhabditis elegans is the source of this 2634-nucleotide messenger RNA. It is a transcript of the gene atgl-1, whose product is annotated as PNPLA domain-containing protein. The transcript is spliced from 7 exons. Bases 6 to 2261 code for a protein of 751 amino acids. Gene Ontology annotation, cellular component: plasma membrane; cytoplasm; lipid droplet. Lineage: Eukaryota; Metazoa; Nematoda; Chromadorea; Rhabditida; Rhabditidae. The record is from RefSeq and is marked reviewed. Gene Ontology annotation, molecular function: hydrolase activity; triacylglycerol lipase activity. Gene Ontology annotation, biological process: lipid metabolic process; triglyceride catabolic process; lipid catabolic process.